Messenger RNA from Camellia sinensis, 928 nucleotides. The record is from RefSeq and is a predicted model, not a curated record. Lineage: Eukaryota; Viridiplantae; Streptophyta; Magnoliopsida; Ericales; Theaceae.
CAAUUGGAACAAACUUGGCCAACCUGAUGACAAAUUGGCAACAAAGUUAUCAUCAUUCAUUGGAACUAUUGUGCGUGAUGGGAAAAAUGCACCACUCAUUUACAAGAAUUGGCAUGAAGUCCCAGAACAUUACAAAGAUCACAUAUGGGCACUUGUAUAGUCAAAGUUUGAUCUUCCAAGUCAUGCUAGGAAGUGGGUUAUGAAGUGCUCUGGUAAGAAGUUAAAAGACUGGAAGGCAAACAUAAAGAAAAAUUAUUAUAAGAACCACUUGAGUUUUGACCAACAAAAGCAUUAUAAAGAUAGUAGAGUAUAUGCUGAUCAAUGGGAACACCUUAUUAAGUAUUGGGCCAUCGAAGAAGUAAAGGCACAAAGUGAUAAGAACAAAGCAAGUCGUGCAGAGCGAAAGUAUAAUCAUACUACUGGAACAAAAAGUUUUCCACGUAUUCGAAAGGAGCAGAAAAAUAAGUUGGGACACUCUCCAACUCGUGCUCACAUGUUUAAAGUAUGUUAUACAAAGGAGACUGGAAACCCUGAGGCAACGAAAGCAAUGAUAGAUGAAAUGAAUGAGAGGACAACCUUAAAUGAAAAUUUAUCGAAUAAGGGCCCAAAUGAUGCAUUUGGACAAGCGAUGGGUAAAGAAAAACAUGGACGAGUUCGCAUGUAUGGAUUAGGUGUCUCCCCGUCUAAUUUAUGGAGAGAUACAUCUUGUCAUAAAGCAAACCAAGACACAACAAUGGAUGUUAUGGAAGCUGAAAAUUCGGAGCUAAGGUCCAAAGUUUCCCAUGUUCAGCAUGCUCCGAAUAACUUGACAAACACAUCUAAUCAGGUAAUUUUUUUUAAUAGAAUUUAUAAGUUAUUAAUGUUUUCCUACACUUAUAUAUGCAUACAUAUAUCUAUGUGUGUGUGUUUGUAAAAUUAAAUAGUUCAA